AGAGCCCAGAUUAGGAGCAAUGGAUUGGGCUAAAUGGGCCAUCGAUCCAUCCUCUUGGGCCGAAACAAUCCAUACAUACACACACACCGUUACAUGUCUCGCUUUUUUUUUUUUUGUUAUUGAAUUGUUUUGUUUUCACUUUCCACCAAAAUGAAUUAUUCACUGCUGCUGCUGCCGCCAUUACUAUCUUGACAGCUCAAAGGCAAGAAAGACGGAGGCUUUCGAUCGUUUUUUCUUUCUCUGUUUUUCCACCUCACCAUUUCUGCUUUGCUGCUGCUGCUGCUGACGCGCUUUCAAAUUCCCAAUUUAGGGUUUAAAGUAUUUAAGCUUUCGUUUUCCAGAGCUACACAGCUGCGCUGUAGCCUCUGGCCUCCUGUAGGGUUCAACCUGGCCAUGGACUACGAACCUUAUGAUAGCAGUGGAACCGAUGAUGAUCUGCCUCCAUCACAUCAGAAUAGAAUAGCUAGAGGGGGACGUAUUACAGGGAAUGGAAGAUCUGCCAUAGCUUCUGUGCAGUACCCUAGGAUGUAUGACAAUGAAACUGAUAUGGAGGCUCAAAUUCACCACCUUGAGCAAGAAGCAUACAGUUCAGUGCUUAGAGCCUUUAAAGCUCAAGCUGACGCCAUUACUUGGGAGAAGGAGAGUUUGAUAACAGAACUUAGAAAAGAGUUGAGAUUAUCAAAUGAGGAGCAUAGAGAACUUUUGGGUAGGGUUAAUGCAGAUGAUGUCAUACGGAGGAUAAGGGAGUGGAGACAAGUAGGUGGGAUUCAAUCCAGCAUGCUCAAUGCUUCCCAAGCUGUUCAUGACCCUGUACCCAGUCCUGCUGUCUCUGCAUCUCGGAAGAAACAGACAAUUAUCCAGUCAGUACCUUUGCAACCAUUUGGUGGGCCAUCUCCAUCAUUUCACCCACAAACAGCUCCAUCCCAUCAGCCGUCUUCUUUGGCUGCCAAACGAGGAACCUUAACUGGCUCCAAGGGCAAGAAACAUAAACCAGGUAUGCCCAGUGCAUCUUCAAUGAAAUCCACACAGUACCCUUCCUCAGGACAAACUGGAAGAGGUCAGGUAGUUAAUAGAGUAUCUAAUAGUGCUGCAGUACUGAGUGAGCCUGCUGAAGGAGCAGCAUGCGAUCCAUUAAUUGGAACAAGAGUGAGAACCAGGUGGCCGGAGGAUAAUAACUUCUACGAAGCUGUUAUAACCGAUUACAAUCGAGUUGAGGGACGACAUGCUCUGGUCUAUGAUAUGGGUACUGUAAAUGAGACAUGGGAGUGGGUUAAUCUCUUAGAGAUCCCUCCAGAGGACUUACAAUGGGAAGGUGAGGACCCGGGAAUUCCUCAUCGUGGAGGCUAUGGUGGAUCAGGGCGUCGAAUAAGUAGAUCUGCUGGCUGUGAUGGUGUGUCAGGCACAGGAAGAGGUAGAGGUAGAGGUAUCACGAAGGGUUCAUAUAGAAAAGAUUUUCUGCCAUCAGAGAAUGGCAUUGGAAAGAGAGCUGCAGAUGAUAUUCAAAUUCUUCACACAGAUACUUUAAUCAAGGAGGUGGAGAGGGUUUUUGGUACAAAUCAUCCUGACCCGCUUGAGAUCGAGAAAGCAAAGAGAGAAUUAAAGGAGCAUGAGCAAUCACUUAUUGAUGCAAUUGCAAGGCUGGCUGAUAUAUCUGAUGGUGAAAGUGAUGAGAGGGGCCACCCAUUGGGGCAACAAAUGGACCGAUCGUGAUUAAACAGAUUUUUGUAGGAAGCAGAACGUAUGUCAGAAAAUUGGAGAAUGGCUUUGGAGAUGGUAGGGAGACAUUUAUGAUGAUGAAAAUUAAUUUCUUGUACGAUACCAUUUUGUAGAAAAGUAUUUAUAGCUCAUCAGGAUAGCUGCUAGGUAAUUAUACUCUUAAGAAGUGUAGUUAUCUUUUGUUGUUGGAUGCUAAUUUCUUCGUAAUUGACAGAAACAGGUGACAGUAUGGUGGUGCUCUGUAACAUUAUUUGAUUAGUGAUUUAAGGCAUGAUCAUGUAUAAUUUUUUG
This is a messenger RNA of Rubroshorea leprosula, 2007 nucleotides long. NCBI's taxonomy places the organism in Eukaryota, Viridiplantae, Streptophyta, Magnoliopsida, Malvales, Dipterocarpaceae. The record is from the annotation of a GenBank genome assembly.